AUGAUCCAGGAACUCUGUGCCGAGUUGAAUGAGACCUCAGUCGACAACCUGACUUGCAUCCUCCCUGCUCUGAAGAACCGUUCGGUCCUCAAGAUGGCGGCAGAGGCCACCGGAUUGGCUAAGCUAGAUACCUUCCUGGCUGGUAUAUUCGCCGACUGGGAUAUUUACUCGACUAUCAUCACCACGGUCAUUGUUUUAUUCGCCACAUACUCUUUACUAUCGUCAAAAGAUCCUGAUGUUCACCCUUACCUCCUUGCUAGACAAGCUACAGAAGCUCCUGUGAGACAACCAGGUCAAUCAGCUGCAUUCAGAAACCUAGAGGUGCCCCAUGGCUUUCCCUUGAAGAGCGGUUUAAAUGUCAAGGACCCCGAAGCUCCAAAAUGGACAGGCGGACGCAAUGGUGACUUGCGUGAUAUCUGGAAGACCGCCCUUCGUGGCUCAACUGGUGAAGUCGGAACCACUGCCGGACAGCGCGGCAAGAUAUACAGUGUUCUAGGAAAGAGUGCCAUUGAGCGCACUCUAGACGAAAUCACAGCAGAGAUUAACGUCAUUGGUAGAUAUGUCCAGGACUCCAAGGCCAAAGUUGUUGCUAUCAGCUUGUCUGAUUCCGUCGAGCUGUUGGCUUCUCUGUUUGCCAGCGCCUUCUACGGCUUCCAGACAGUCUUGAUCCCACACAACCUGGAUCCCAAGCAGCUAGGAAGCUACCUAAACAAGGUUCAAGCGGAAUUACUCAUUGCAGAAGCCGGUGCCGUCGAUCUUACAGUCAUUACCUCAGGUAACAAGCAGUUAAAAAAUGUCAUUUGGGUUGCAAAAGAGGGAAGCCGACACAUGGAUUGGAAUGAGGUUCCCGCAAAAGCUGCCGGCAGUGUCAAGGUCGCUGUAUGGCACGAGCUUGUAGAAGAAAAGAAGAAACUUGAUGAUACGGAGGUUCCUGCUUAUGAUCCCAAGUCUGCAACUCCUUCUAUAAUUGCUUUCUGGCCCAACAGCGAAGAAUUUAUUGAAUAUAAGCCUCAGAACAUUGUCUCUGCAAUCGGUGCACUUCUCAGCUCAUUGCCCAGAAACCAACGCUUGGAUUCCAAAGACGUGGUCCUAACCAUUGACUCGCUUAUCCGCCCCUACGCAUUGAGUUGGAUCUUGGCUGCUCUCUACUCUAAUUCGUCCAUUGCAUUGAACUCUGUCGCUGGUGAGGGAGUCGACUUUGCACUUGCAACCUUGGGCAUUUCACCAACUGUGAUCGUAUCUUCAGCACGCACUGUCUCUGACUAUCACAAGAAAUUCAUGAAGCCCCACACCGGCCUUAUCUCGUCUAUAAGCCGUUCGACCCAAGCGCGCACACUCGAUGCUGGGCGAAUGCCGUCUCAGAAUGCCCUCAGUCGCUUGGCCAAUAUUGGACCCACUGCUGAGUUAUCCUUGUCGGAGCUUCGAUUGCUUGCCAUUUCUUAUCCCGUCGAUGGCUCUCCGGAGGAUCUUUUGAGUUCAGAAUUAUUGACCGAUCUUCGCAUCUUUACUGGUGCUCGCAUCGUGUAUUCUUUGACUGCGCCUGGUAUUGCCGGCGGUAUUGCUCAGACCCAUUUGUUUGAUUACAGACGACACUCGGGUCCCGCUCAUUUCGGUGCCCCAUUGAGCAGUAUCGAGAUUGUGCUAAGCGGCCACACUGAGGACACAGGUAUUGAGAGAGCCGUUGAGGGACAGCUUACGGUUACUGGACCGGCGGUUGUUACCAAGACUGUUACGAUUCCUGUGCGUGCACGUUUCCGCGAUGACAACACGCUGCAAUUGCUCAAGUAG
Messenger RNA from Talaromyces amestolkiae, 1788 nucleotides. RefSeq lists its product as uncharacterized. Gene Ontology annotation, molecular function: long-chain fatty acid-CoA ligase activity. The record is from RefSeq and is a predicted model, not a curated record. Gene Ontology annotation, cellular component: membrane; endoplasmic reticulum. Bases 1 to 1788 code for a protein of 595 amino acids. The transcript is spliced from 4 exons. Lineage: Eukaryota; Fungi; Ascomycota; Eurotiomycetes; Eurotiales; Trichocomaceae.